UUAAUUAAGUCAAGAAUCUUGGAUACGAUAUAUAGCUGACGGAUAUAUAAACAUCCUCGCCAAUAUUUGUGCGGUUUUUCAUACGCGGAGAGCUUUUAUAGAGACGCCAUGUUGGAGCCCUUCGAAGGGGCACCAAUACGGCAGGCGUAAACAUGGUAAAGUAACAGAAAGUUACGUCUGUCACUGAAUUUUGCUAUUAAAACGAAAGGCUAGUUAUUAAUCUACUGCUCUGACACAUUCAAAUCAAUCAUCUAAUGCAAAAACUGUUCAUUUAGACUAGCUUUACACUAGAGGAGAUUUUUCCGUAUUCGUAAAUGUUUCCGGAUUCAUCAAUUUUUCGUAGGCGUUUACACUACAAUGGUAUUCCGGCGUACAACUCCGGGAACAUUCAUAUGAAAUGGUCACCAAGCUGUUUGUUGGCUCGACAACGACAAACAAAAUGCCACCAAAAAAGAAGGCUAAGGGUUGCGCGGGACAGGCUGAGGUUUUCUAUCCACUCGCUGACCACUCCACUGUUGGCCAUCAUGUUGUCCCACCAAGCAUUUGUUCUGACCGGUCUUAUCCAAAACCGUCGAGGUCUUCGAUCGCGUCAACGUCGUUCCCUCCGAUAAAGUGUGGAGGACGUCAACAUUGUUUGCAUCAAUAAUUUUCGUUUUCUGAGGAAUAUGGCAUUACCCAUUAUAAAAUUGAUUGCUUACAACUGUAACAGCAUGAGGCAACCAGCGACCGUCAUUGCUACCGGAAAAAAAUAUCAAGAUUCGAAAGAAAAUCGUUCACACGACAAAAUCUCCGGAUUCAAAAGUUUUCGGAUUCAACGUUCCCACUUUAAGUUCUCCGAAGGCACGACGAAAACGUAUUGCGCAGCUUUCUGCGCAUCCCUAGCCCUACUUGCGGGGAAAGAACGGCGGACUGCUAAUAAGGCAAGCAUAAAUUUUUUUGGCAUUUCACUGUUAGGAAAACAAGACUCCCCCAGCCUACUCAGAGGCUCUCUUGGGUUACUUGUAUGGAUGCAAUAUGUACGUGUGUAAAGAGGUUUUGUGGAAAAAUGUGUCUUCCCACCGAAAUUUCUUGUAUACCGUGGGGAAUUAAAGGGUUCGGAAACCUUCCGAAAGAAAUUGAUUCUCCAGGAAAACAAUACACCAGUAUUCUAUUAGUGACGUUAAAAUGUUGCUUCUUACCGGGAAACUUGUGAAAGCAUAUAAAGUUCGUAACUUUUUUUGUUUACACGAUCGACGAAAUUCCCGCUAUUUUUUCAAACUUGAAGUCUGGCGCACACCCAAUACUUGCGCAUGCUUAUUGCGUUUUUCUGCUCUGAACUCUGCGCUAAAUCGUAACAUUACUGUAGGGUCGAUGAUGAAGCUGUGCUUUUCAGACGAUAGAGACGAUACCAUAAAGAUCAUACUAUGUAACGUCAUUUCGUUUGACCAAAUAGUUAACAGAACCCUCGCUUAUGGCUCGGUCUUUCUCUUAGUCCAGUCCCUGAACUCGCCUUUCUUCCCGCCCCAUACAGGGACUGAACCCGGGCGGGCGAAAGGAGAGACUCUCUUUUCGCCCGCCCUGGUUCAGCCCCUAUAUGGGGCGGGAAGAAAGGAGAGUUCAGGGACUGGACUAUCUCUCUCUCUGAACAAGAGAAAAGGAGGAGACAGCCAUCUCGAGGCUUUGAUCUUUAUGGUCCCUUCGGAAACCGUGUUUCUAGAGUUAAGCCUCCUAUUUCAAAAAACACCGUUAGAGAACGUUACAAUAGUUGUUUGAAACUAAGGGUGCAGCCACUUAAACUGAAGAAAGGCCUUCUUUACAUAAGAGCUUUCUCUUUUCAUAUUCGAAGUAUAGCAAUAAAUCAACAGCCCUUAGAAUUAAUGCACGGCUUAUUUCUUUCUUUACAUAUGAUUAAUCAAUAGCAGAUUUCCCACAUGGCUAGUGCAUCACCAACAGCUUCAUCCAAUAAGGAGACCACUAACUAUGCACGCUUGUGUCGUCUCCUGGUUGAUGUUGGUACCCAGGCCCUUAGGGACACACUUGAUGCCAUUCACGCACCAGCAAAUCUUCACGCAGUUUUGGCGGCAAAUAAACCCACUUUACAAGGUCUCAGAUCAAGAAAAAUUAUCAAUUCGACGCAAUGGGGCAGGCUCUUUCCAGUCAUUCCUUCUUCAGUGUCUUCGAAAACCUUUGACACUACUCUUUUGAUGGUUCUCUUAAGAAAUGUGUGCGGCUUGCCUUCUCCAAUGACCGGGUGGGACACACUUCCCGCUGCAACGGACAUGACUCGUGAAGCAGAUAUUGCUCGUAUUAAGUACUUGAGAAACACCGUGUACGCCCAUGCCGAACAAGCUUCGGUUGAUGACACAACGUUCAACGCGUACUGGCAAGACAUUCGGGACAUUCUGGUGAGAUUGGGAGGGGUUAGGUACAGGGCAGCUAUCGACAAUCUGCAAACUGAGUGCAUGGACCCUGAAACUGAAGAUCACUACAAGCUACUUCUCAGUGAAUGGAAAAAGGACGAGGAAAACAUUAAAGAUGAGCUAAAAGAGAUCGGAACCAAGAUGACAGAUGUCAUGAAAAAACUGGAUGAUUUAACAGCAGCAACUGUGACUAACAGAAAGGAAUCAAGCGAUGAAGGUACACGUUUGAAUCUGGAAAAAUUGGUGGAGAUCUCUGUCAUGUGUAGAGAGAAACAUCACGAGAAUGAACCUCUCAAUUACUAUUGCCAAAACUGCAAGGCUUGCAUUUGCGACACGUGUGGACAAACACGCCAUGCAAAUCACACCAAGGUGGAUAUCAAGAAAGCCGCCGAAGAACAAAAACUAAAAUUAGAAAAGCUUGUGCAGGAAAUGAAACUAGAGAUUGGUGAGCAUAUGAUUCAAAUGGAGAAAACAACAGAAAUGUUGAGGAAAAACGGAGAGAAAAUUACUGCCGCUCGUAACAAGGUGCUCACCACUGUUGAAGAGCUUAUUCGAGUGUUAAAGGAGCACGAGAUCACCGUGGCGACCAAGUUAGAUCUUAUUAAAAACGAACAGCAAAGAGAUUACUCAACGCAGUUAGAACACUUUCAGAUAUCUGCCACGCAACUGAAAACGUCUGUGGAACAUUGCGAAAGAAUUUUAGAAGGCAACAACAGUGUUGAAAUUCUUGAAGCGCAGCAGGGUGUCAUUGAAAGGUGUAAAGGUCUCCUAAAUGCGAAGAAAAUGAACAUUUAUAAACCAUCGCAUGUUCAAUACAAGACGCGUGAAGAGGAUAUCCAGAAUGUGAGACGCGCGUUUCUGGGUGAAGUUGUUGUUAGUACGACCGAUCCUCUGCAAUCAGUGGCGGAAGGGAAAGGCUUAAAAGAGGCAGAACCUGGACGAGAAGCUGGCCUAACAAUCACAACAAAGAAUUCAGAGGGACAACAGUGUUAUAACGAGAUCGAUCAGAUCGUUGUAAAAGUUCGCACCCCUUCAGAACAAGACCUCGACACCAACAUUGCAGACAACGGAGACGGCAAAUACAGCGUCACCUACACACCCGAAUGUGACGGGCAUCAUGACGUGGUGAUUGAAGUUAAUGAUCAACCGCUGACUAGUGGUCCAUGGAGUGUUCACGUGAAGCCGCAUCAUCAAUACCAUGCUGUAGGUUCUAUUGGAUCACGCGGUAAAGAACAAGGACAAUUUGAUCACCCCUGCGACAUAGCAAUAAAUGCCAAGACAGGGAACAUUGCGGUUGCUGACGCUUCUAAUAAAAGAAUACAACUUUUUAGCUCAGAUGGAAUCUAUUUGAGAGAGUAUGGUCAGAAAGGACUUAAUGGCAAGAAACUUGAUUAUCCCAUGUCAGUAACAUUUAAUAACACUGGUGACCUUACUAUCUGUGAUUCCGGUGACGUGUUCUGUUUCAAUGAAAGAGGUCAGUUCAUUAAAAAUUUCGUCAACGACCACUUGAUCAAAGCGGGAUACAUAAACACUGCUUUUGAUGGCCGCAUGCUGGUGUGUGACUGGAAUGACAAAACGGUCAAAGUCCUCUCCCCUGACGGUACAGAAUUACUACAGUCUUUCAGGGCUCCAGGCUGCAAUGAGUCUCCGUGGUUAGCUCUACGUCAUCGCGACAUGUUCUACGUCGCCUAUGGUUGGGCUCACUGCGUCAAGGUGUUUAACGCUGAAGGGGAAUUUCUAUAUGACAUUGGUACAACGAGGCCUGGUAAGCUGCACCGCCCUACUGGACUCGCUGUUGACAAGUUUAACAACUUGAUAGUCUGUGACGGUUUCAAUGUUGAAGUGUUUACGCUGGAAGGAAAAUUUGUAAGUUCGAUAAAAGGACAGCGCGCCCAGCUUCUACACCCUUUAGCUGUUGCUGUGUCAAACGCUGGACAGGUUUUCAUUACUGAUAUAGGAAAACACUGUGUUCAUGUUUUUGAGUGAACAACUAUUUGAGCUGUUUCGAUUUAGUCUAAGUAGUACGUCCCUCCAGAUAUCCCAACAUAAGGAUGGAAAGCGAUAAUUUUAGUACCAAUAAUUUUCUUGGCGCCUCUUGUAAACAUGCAGAUCUACCGACUCUUUCCACCGAAAACAAUUCCACCCACUGCUAAACAGAAAUUAACAAAGAAACACCCUAACACUGCAAUCACUGGCAAUUGGUAGAAGGUUUGUUCGUUAGUCUUCCACGUCACACCACUUUAAAAUCAGAGAAUUUCAAUGCAAAAUCCUAACUUGUAUUGUCUUUACGAAUGAGAAACUCAGUCGAAUUGGUGUGGUUGAAUCACCAAGCUGUACAUCCUGUCAAGAGGUUACGGAAUCCGUCGAGCAUUUACUUUCCUCCUGUAGCACAUCUUUCGAUUUUUGGAAAAACGUCUUAUCCUGGCUAAGGGAUAAUGAUGUUGGAACAAUCAAUGAGUCAGAUUUGAUCUCUGGAAAAUUUGAUAUUGUAAAUGACUAUUCAAUUAAUCACAAUGUUUUAUUAGGUAAAUAUUGUAACUACUGCAGGAGAUGUCUGAAUAGCUUACCUACACUAAGAGGUGUUAUAGCUAGAGCAAGUCGUGUAUGCAAUAUCGAGCUCCAUGUUGCCAGGGAGAAAAACAAGCUCCUUACGCAUUUUCAAACGUGGGAAAAGAUAAUUAAUGUAUUAAUAUAAUAGAUAACUCGACAGCCUUGAGUAGAGUAGCCAUUUUGUUAACUUUAAUUUGCUCAGUAGUAUCGCAUUUUCUUUUAUGACUUUUCUUUCUUAGCUUUGCUUGCUGAGUAGUUGUUCUCUUUGUUUUAACUUUUUUAUUUAUUCGCAUGUGUAUCAUAAUCAUCAAUGUUUGUAAUUAAAAUGGUCUUUAU
Molecule: messenger RNA, 5285 nt
Organism: Orbicella faveolata
Lineage: Eukaryota; Metazoa; Cnidaria; Anthozoa; Scleractinia; Merulinidae
Biological process (GO): proteasome-mediated ubiquitin-dependent protein catabolic process; protein polyubiquitination
Molecular function (GO): ubiquitin protein ligase activity; zinc ion binding; protein binding
Source: RefSeq, a predicted model, not a curated record